ACUAAGGGUUAGACUCGCUGAACCGCUUGAGCCUCUUUCAUCCGAAAGAAAUUUCCCGUUGACUUCACACAGUAGAAAGCUUGGAGAUCACUGGAAAAGAUUUAGACGCACUGGUGGGAGCCCAAAAUUUAACGAUGGAUGUCUCUAGCUGCUCUUCAAAGAUCUACGAUGUCUUCUUGAGCUUCAGAGGGCCUGAUGUUCGUAAAAGCUUUGCCGACUGCCUCUACCACGGCCUCGAGGAUGCUGGGAUCUUGGUCUUCAGAGAUGACGAGGAGCUUCCUGUGGGAGAACCCAUCCAUCUCAAGCUUGUGCAAGCCAUCCAGCAAUCGAGAAUAUCCAUGCCUAUCUUUUCCAGUGACUACGCGUCCAGCAAGAGUUGCCUCAUGGAGGUGCAGCAAAUGCUGGAGUGCCAAGUGAUGGGCGAUCACUUAAUCCUGCCCAUUUUCUUCGACAUCGGGCCCUCCGUCGUGAAGGACCAAAUCGGUACUUUCAGAAACUCAUUCAUAAAGCACGAGAGGAAUGGAGUGGACCCUGAGACGAUCAACAUGUGGAAGGACGCUCUUGAAAAGAUUGGACACCUUAAGGGUUGGGAUUUGCAAAACUUCGAGAAUGGGUAUCAUAGCAUAGCUAUACAGCGUAUAAUUUCAGAAGCUCGUCGGAUAUUGAAGAAGGCUGAACUGAGAUUGCCAGAGAAUCUAGUUGGGCUUGACCAUCACGUAGAAGAGGUAAUGAGAAGACUUGAUGUUGCUUCUAAUGAUGUACGAAUCAUUGUCAUUCAUGGGAUUGGAGGGGUUGGCAAGACAACGCUUGCAAAGGCUGUUUACAACGAACUGUGCCAUCAGUUCGACGCUUGCAGUCACGUCGACGACAUUCGGGAAGCAUCGAAAGAAAUAAGUGGACUUCGGCGAUUGCAAAAGCAAUUAGUUUCCAAGCUCCUAAAUAAGAAAUUACCCAAGUUCGAUUCUCUGGAUGACGGCGUUCAUUUCAUGAGACUUAAGUUUUCCAGUAAAAAGGUUCUCAUUCUCCUUGAUGAUUUGGACGACCGCAAACAACUAGAAUCUCUGGGGAAGCCGAAUCUGUAUGGUCCAGGAAGCAGGAUAAUUGUGACAACAAGGAAAGGCGACAUUCUUAAAGCUGUCGAGAAUUAUGAAGUUGAAUGCAUGAAUGGUGGUCAAGCUCUUCAACUUUUCUGCAAGCAUGCAUUUCAUAUGGAAACCCCUCAAGUGGGCUAUUACAAUCUCUCCUGCGAAAUCGUUUCAGCUGUUAAAGCGCUUCCUUUAGCUCUUGAGGUUAUAGGAUGUCGUUUAUUUACUAAAGCAAUGGAUAUUUGGGAAGGCACACUUGAGAAAUUGAAACUAAUACCUGAUGCAGAAGUCAAGGAGAAGUUGAUGAUAAGCUAUGAAUCCCUAGAUGAGAGCGAAAGGGAGGUAUUCCUUGACAUAGCUUGUUUUUUCAUUGGAAAGGAUCAGAGAAUCGCACGCUAUAUGUGGGACAAACAUAAAUCUAUUGCAAUUGAGACGCUGAUUUCCAGAUCUUUGGCGAAAAUUGGAGACAAUGGUGUGCUCUGGAUGCAUGAUUUGCUAAGAGAUCUUGGCCGUGAAAUUGUUCGAAAUGAGAGUCCUGAUGAACCCGGAAAACGCAGUAGGCUAUGGAAUCAUGAAGACGCUAUCUCCACGCUGCAAAAUAGAGAGGGAACUCGAAAUGUCAUUGGACUUGGUCUGGCAUUUAAUGAUGAAUCCAAGAGUUUGAGUCCAGGAGACUUUAAUCCUCUAUCAAACUUAAGGUUUCUCAAAUUGGACCAAGCAAAUAUUCAAGGGGAUUUCCGGAACUGUCUCCCAACUUUAAGGUGGCUUGAUUGGGCAGGUUGCUCUAAAAUGGCUGAUCUUCUUAACUUGCAUCUUGAUGAUGUGGUCAUCCUAGAUCUGUCGUACAGUCAAAUUACUAGAGACACAUACAGUUGGACCGAAAUCAUGAAGUCAACUAGGAAACUGAAAGUUUUAGACCUCAAAGCCUGUGUGAAUCUUUCCGGAUGUCUUCAAUUCCCCGCUCCAAUGACCUUAAAAGUAUUGAGUCUUGAAGAUUGUCUCCGGUUGAGGCAAAUUGAUCCAUCCAUCCGCUAUCUCAAGGAAUUAGAGUCCUUAAAUUUGAAGAUGUGCUGUGAAGUUGCCAAUUUGCCAAGUGAAUUGAGUUUCAUGACAUGCUUAAAGGAGCUUCUAAUUGAUGGAACUUCUGUAAGUAAACUACAUUUCUCAAAGGGGUCGAUGAAGCAACUUGAAACUCUCAGCGCUCGUGGCUGUAAACGACUGGGUGAGAUAACCGAUUCGAUCGGUGGUCUUAAAUCUCUUUUGCAUCUUGCUCUGGAUGAUGCGAUUAUUGAGAAACUGCCGAGAUCAAUUGGUGAACUAGCAAAACUUGAAUCUCUUUCUCUGCGGAACUGUCAAAAUCUUCUAGAGCUUCCUGACUCUGUUGGUGGUCUGGAAUCGCUAUCUGAUAUAGACCUGACGAACACGAGGAUUGACGAAUUACCUCUUUCCUUCAAGGAUUUGGCAAAGUUGAAAGCGUUGAAGAUGGAAGGCUGUUUCCUGCGGGAAUUUCCUGAUGCCAUAGCCGACUUGCCAAACCUCAAAGAGGUAAAUUUCUUGUUCUGUCGAAGUUUGACUGGGGAAAUUUCUAAUGGCAUCGCCACAACUUUGAGAAUCCUGAGACUUUCCCACACGAAAAUUUGCGGUCUUCCAGCAACAGUUCGUGGACGACUUGCUAAUCUCCAGAUCCUAGACUUACGCGAAUGCAAGAAGCUUCAGGCGCUACCGGAUCUGCCUUCAAGUUUAGUUGCUCUGUAUGCAGGAUCUAAUGAACUGAAAGUGGUUCCAAAUCUCUCGGACUUGGUGAAUUUGAAGGAGCUGCACUUGCGUCUUGAUGCCACCGGUUACAGCUCUAGGCUUCCUCAGGACUUUGAAUGGGUUUCGAGAAUGCCAAAAUUGGAGGCAUUGGAGCUGUCCUUUCCUAACCACUUUGAGCUGCGGCUACCUGAAAAUUUUGCAGGUCUUUCUCAGCUUAGGAAGCUUACUCUUAUAUAUGUAGACUUGCAGCACCUUCCACAACUUCCUUCGAGGUUGUCAAGAUUGUCCCUGCAAAAUUGUAGGUCGUUGAGUAGUUCACCAGAUCUAUCUAACAUGCAUGGUCUGCUAGAGUUAGAACUUGAACAUUGUGAGGUGGGGGAGAUUCGUGGCCUCCAUCAUUUGGAAGCAUUGCAAGUCUUGAGAGUAUCCUAUUGCACCGUGCAGACACUUGAGGCGCUUGAAGAGUUGCGACAUCUGAGGGACUUGACUAUAUUUCACUGCAGUUCUCUGGCAAAAUUACCGGAUUUGUCCCACUUCGAGAUGCUGCAGGAGAAGGAUAUCGAGUAUUGGAAUUGGUAGCAUAAGCGGAAGCGCUAUGACGUUUUCUUUUCUUCAUGUAACUUCUGACAUUUCUGUAUGGAUCUCCCAGCUAUGAUUGGUGUGUUAGACUA
This is a messenger RNA of Punica granatum (pomegranate), 3511 nucleotides long. Lineage: Eukaryota; Viridiplantae; Streptophyta; Magnoliopsida; Myrtales; Lythraceae. The record is from RefSeq and is a predicted model, not a curated record.